Trichosporon asahii var. asahii CBS 2479 is the source of this 1089-nucleotide messenger RNA. RefSeq names its product oxidoreductase. The coding region runs from base 1 to 1089 and encodes 362 amino acids. Gene Ontology annotation, molecular function: flavin adenine dinucleotide binding; electron-transferring-flavoprotein dehydrogenase activity. Lineage: Eukaryota; Fungi; Basidiomycota; Tremellomycetes; Trichosporonales; Trichosporonaceae. Gene Ontology annotation, cellular component: cytoplasm. The record is from RefSeq and is a predicted model, not a curated record. The transcript is spliced from 3 exons.
AUGGUCACUGUCAUCAAGAACGUUGUUGUCGUCGGCGGAUCGUACGUCGGAAUCGAGCUCGCUGCCAUCCUGCCCACGGGCUACAGAGUGCUGCUAGUCGAACCUCACAGUCACUUCCACCACCUCUUCGCCUUCGUUAGUACAUCCCCGAGACGAAUCACUAACAGAAAGCCCCGUUUCGCUGUCCUGCCCUCGCACGAGCACAAGGCUUUCAUCCCGUACCGCGUGUUUGAGAACAACCUGAAUGCCGUGGUGCGCGCCAAAGCUCUUGAGGUUCACCCUGACCAUGUCGUUCUGGACCGAUCCUGGGAGGGAUCGACUCAGCUGCCGUUCUCCUACCUCGCCAUUGCAACUGGAACGCGCCUGACACCGCCGGGCACGAUGGUGUCAGAGGACAAGCUGCCCUCGGUGAAGUACUUCCAGGAGUAUCAGAACCGCGUCAUCGCAGCUUCGUCCAUUGUCAUCAUCGGCGGCGGUGCCGUCGGCGUGCAGAUGGCGACGGACCUGAAAGAGCUCUAUCCGUCCAAGAAGGUGACUCUGGUCCAGUCGCGCGACCGGGUCAUGCCCAAGUUUCACCCCAAGUUCAAUGAGCUCAUCAUGGAGCGCUUUGCUGAGUUGGGUGUCGACGUGAUCACGGGCAACCGCGUCGUUGUGCCUGAGGGCGGCUUUCCAAGCGAUGGCUCAACCUUCGCGGUGAAGCUCAAGGACGGGCGCGAGAUCGAGACCCAGCUCGUGAUCCCGGCCACGGGCCAGAGUGCGAACAACGAGCUCGUGCGCACCCUUCCCGACCAGAUCAACCCCGAGAACGGCUUCAUCCGCGUCCAGCCCACCCUCCAGCUCAAGGACUACCCGAACAUCUUUGCCGUCGGCGACAUUGCCGACACGGGAGCACACAAGGCUGCGCGCCCAGGUAUGGCGCAGGCUGCAGCUGUCGCGAAGAACAUUCGCUCUCUUAUCGACGGCAACAAACCGACAGAGAAGUACACUGUCUCGCCGGCGGGUAUCCAUCUGACUCUGGGACUGAACAUCGUGUUCCGCAACCCCGCCGCCGAGGGCGAGGAGCCGUCGUUUACCUGGCGCGAUGAGUAA